AGCGCAUUGAAAUUGUUGUCGGCAAAAAUGACUUCGGAUCAAGAUGGGUCGUUACGCUAAGGAACCUGAUAAUCCUUCCAAAUCCUGCAAAUCUCGCGGGUCGAACCUUCGGGUACAUUUCAAGAACACCCGCGAAACGGCACUAGCCAUCAAGCGCAUGCCGCUCCGUCGUGCUCAGCGUUUCUUGAAGAAUGUCAUCGACAAGAAGGAGUGCGUUCCAUUCCGUCGAUUCAACGGUGGCGUUGGACGUUGCGCUCAGGCUAAGCACUGGAAUACGUCGGUCGGUCGCUGGCCGAAGAAGUCCGCCGAGUUCUUGCUACAGUUGUUGAAGAACGCUGAAGCUAACGCGGACUACAAGGGUCUUGACGUGGACCGCCUAGUGAUCGAUCACAUCCAGGUGAACCGCGCUCCCUGCUUGCGCCGCCGUACGUAUCGUGCCCACGGUCGUAUCAACCCGUACAUGUCGUCGCCGUGUCACAUCGAACUGUCCCUCACGGAGAAGGAGGAUGUCGUGACCAAGGCCACCGACAACGGAGAGCCAGCGAAGAAGAAGCUGUCCAAGAAGAAGAUGCAGAGGCAGAAGGAGAAAAUGAUGCGCAACGAGUAAUUUUUCGUUGUGCUAAUUGUUCAUUUAAGGUGGUGAAUAAAACCGUCACACAAACAAAAACCUCCAUGGAAAGUGCAAAGAU
Anopheles coustani is the source of this 689-nucleotide messenger RNA. It is a transcript of the gene RpL17, whose product is annotated as large ribosomal subunit protein uL22. The record is from RefSeq and is a predicted model, not a curated record. NCBI's taxonomy places the organism in Eukaryota, Metazoa, Arthropoda, Insecta, Diptera, Culicidae. Gene Ontology annotation, biological process: cytoplasmic translation. The coding region runs from base 44 to 607 and encodes 187 amino acids. Gene Ontology annotation, cellular component: ribosome; cytosolic large ribosomal subunit. Gene Ontology annotation, molecular function: structural constituent of ribosome. The transcript is spliced from 3 exons.